Rosa chinensis is the source of this 1401-nucleotide messenger RNA. Its product is annotated as methyl-CpG-binding domain-containing protein 11. Gene Ontology annotation, molecular function: DNA binding. Lineage: Eukaryota; Viridiplantae; Streptophyta; Magnoliopsida; Rosales; Rosaceae. The record is from RefSeq and is a predicted model, not a curated record. The transcript has 2 exons. Bases 121 to 1041 code for a protein of 306 amino acids.
UUCUAGAAUCUCACAACACCAACUAGAACUUGAGCUAGAGAGAGAAAGUGUUUAGAGCGAGAAGGAGAAGAAGAAGAAGAGGGCUUUUCGAGUUUUGGGAUUUGAAUAAUUCUGAAAAAAAUGGAGAACAAAGUGGACGAGGUUGUUGCUGUUGAGCUACCUGCUCCUCCUGCUUGGAAGAAGAAGAUUUUACCCAAGAAGGGAGUUACACCGAGGAAAAAUGAUGUCACAUUCAUUUCUCCAACUGGGGAGGAGAUUAACAAUAAAAAACAACUGGAGCAGUACCUAAAAUCACAUCCUGGUAACCCUGCAAUGUCGGAGUUUGAUUGGAGCACAGGUGAAACCCCUAGGAGAUCAUCCAGGAUCAGUGAAAAGGUCAAGUGGACUCCCCCACCGGAGAAUGAGCCUCCAAAGAAAAGAGGCCGGAAAUCAUCAGGUUCAAAGGACAAUAAAGUGGAGACUACUGAUGCAGAACAUGGUACGAAUGACACUGAAAUGAAAGAUGCAGAGGUAGCUGAGAAGAAAGAUGGAGAAGCUGAGAAACAGGUUGAGAAUGGAGGAAAAGCACCAGAAGAAACUGACCAAAUUAAGACCACAAAUACCAAAACUGAAGAAACUAUCCCAGAGGAUGGUAAGGAGACUCAGACUCAUGUUAUGGAAACUCAAGGUGAAGAGAAAGAUGAAAAGUCAAACAGUGUUGCAUCAGAGGAACAACCUGCUGAAGUAGCUUUGGCUACUGAGGGAACUAAAAACAACAAGGAAAAGGUGCCACAAGCUGAGGGAGAGGAAGGAAAUGGCUCUACUGACAAGAAACAGGACAACACAACAGCUGCUGUGACCAUUGAAGAAAAUGGAGCACCAGAGAAAGAGAAUCUGAAGGGAAUAGCACCAUCUGUGGAGGAAGAGAUCAAAGGGAAACAAGAGGUCGAUGGGAAAAGCGAUGCUCCAGCUGAGGAGAAAGUUAAGAUAAAGGAUGGGGAGGUAGUUGAAAAUGGUAAGGUUGACCAAGUGGUUAAACCUGAUGCUGCACAACAUCCAUAGGCCUUUCCUCGAGCUGCUGAAUCUACUCUACUACCUCUCCAGUGAUCUUGUGAAAUGGACUGAAUUACCAUUUAUUGUAUGCAGGCUCUCAGUGAUCUAUGUUGAACUUUUUGCUCCUAUUUUAGUAACUCUGGGACUUACGGAUAAUUGCAAUGUUGAUGUUAGAUUUAAUUGUAUGUAGGGAACCAACCUGUACUCUGGUAGAAUAGGUCGUACAGGCAGACUCUGCAGCCUUAUGUUAUGCAGAUGAGUUUAGAAUUUAGAAUGUAAGAGAUUGCUUAUUGGGUUGGCGCUUUUUCUUUUGUUGUGAACUUUGUUUGUUACUUUGUUAAUGUGACUAAUGUUUAGUAAUUUCUUGUG